GCGUGGAGUUUCUGAAGCAAUUUAGUAAUCAAACUGUUCAAAUUGUCUAGAUAAUCCCUCGAUCGAUGAAAAUCUUCCGAGUAGAAGAGUUUUCUCAAUUUAAAAAUCCUCCUUCUCUAUCAAUGAAAAUUUCUCCAAUGGUGGCUGUCUCUUAAUCGAUCAAAAGCCAAUACAGAAGUUUUAAUUUAAAACCUACUUAGGAAUGCUUAAUUCGUCGAAUUAUUUGAAAAUACUAUUUUGAGCACCUUAAGUACACAGAGCAGGCAUUUAUAAGAAUUAAGUCUUUUUUUAUAUUAAUGACAAUUCUCUACAGAUCGAAUUUUUUCACGAAAAAAGCGACGUGAUUACCAUAAUACAAAGAAUAAGAGUUACUGAGGUAUUUUUUAACACUGCAGUUCCAAAUGUUUCACUUAGUGUCAAUUCUAGAUUGAUGAAAAUUUCGCGAGCGACAAAAAGCUCUCAACUGAUAGGAAAUGAAACGUUCUUGAACGAUAAUAAAAUAAAUUGGACAGAUAAAAAAUCUUCUCUUGAUUUUUAGGGAUGCGUUUUUAUUUAAAUGUGAUCUUGAUAAGCCAUAAUUUUGACUAGUGUUUUGUUAUUUCAAGAAACCUUAUCUUCCAUUCUGGAAAGGUGGAUUUGCACCUCGCUAGCUGGAAAGACAUCUUGCCAAAGAACUGGCACUAAAAUGAAUUUUACUAUUUUUUAUUGCGGCUUUCAUUCAUGAUAUUUCUUCUACGUGCACGCUAUGCUUGGUAAGAAUAAGUAAAUUUAUUCAGUUACCAGGGACGCUUUCCUUUCGAUGAAAAAUUCUAUAGGAAAAUUCAUUACCUGACGAGGGAAUUCCAUCGCGAUGUCGGUUUGUCAAGUGAAAUUGAACGUCGAAUUCACGAGUCAGGUUAUGAAUUUUCCUCGAAUUGCUUAGCCUUCUUUUUAAAUGAAAGAAAACCCCGUUUCAUUUACGUCUGUGGGAAUGUUGCAAUAUUCAACGCGCCCUCGAGAAAAGCCAUUCCAAUGAAUUAAAAGCCGCGCUUUCAAGAGUCGUAAUUCCACGCUGAAUACCUCGCCUAGCUAAUAAAUCAGGGUGCGAGAAUUCUCUGAGCUAUGCGGUUCUGGUUUGAAUUUCAGGAAAUUUCCAAUGACGAGUGGAACAGUAUUUUCUAGAAUUUCCACAAAAGUGGACAACCUCGCGACGUAUACCUAAAUAUUUGGACAUUUUUUACCGGAAAUUUCCGUCUAUUUGAUUUUCCUUCCAGAGUCUAGAGUUUUCAGUUGAAUGGUUCGCUGCAGGAAAUUCAACAAUUUUUGGAUUUUCUGGAAACUUCCCGAGGGAAUUUCCGUACCAUAUUUCCCCGUUUAGAAAAUUACUAAUUUCAAUUAACAGCCAGUACUAAUAAAUUGCCUUAGGGAAAUACCUUUUCUCUGUUUAGUUACAUGCAUACUGCGUUAUAAGAAUGUCUGCGAGAGAUUUUCCUUGGUCUUAGAAAUUUUCCUCAGUUAAGAAGUCCCCCAUGUUCGCGAAAUUCUUCGCUCGAGAAGCUUUUAUCGGUGGAGAAAUUUCUCCUCAUUCGAGAAAUUUUCCUUAUUCGAGAAGUUUUCCUUCGUCGAGAAAUUUUACUCAAUCAAGAAAAUUUCCAUAGUCGCGUAAAAUUACUCAUUCGAGAAAUUUAUUUCGUUUGUGACAUUUUCCUCAUUCGAGAAGUUUUCCAUGUUCGAGAAAUUUUCAUUGUUUGAGAAGCUUUCAUCGGUCGAGAAAUUUUCCUCAUUUGAGAAAUUUUUCUUUUUGCGAGAAGCUUUCAUCAGUGGACAAACUUUGACCAGUCGAGAACUUUCCACCAGUCAAAAAAUUUUAAAUAGAAAAUGACAAUUUAUCAAAUAAAACUGUCCUUCGUUAAGAAGGUCUGGGAAGUUCCUGUUGUGUCUACUUUAGUCACGUACGUCAACCGUUGGUUUUCGACAACGAUAUGCUGACCUUUCGAAAUAGAAACACGAAAAAGUUUAAAAUUAACACGAAAUCCUUUCCAAAAAAACUAGCCCCAUAAGUGGAUUUCAUAUCCAGGUCUUCUAUUUACAUUUCCUGUUAAUCAGACGAUUUUCCUCGUAGAAUUGUCAAAAUGCUUAAGUGCACGUGGUGUUUGUUUAUAUGGCUUAACGACGAUUAAAACUAACCAAUCAACGCAUGCAUGUUUUGUCGGUUGUUGCAUAGUCCAUAGUCCAUAGUUCUUCGGGCUCGCAGAGAUAACAUCUAUCUCAAGUCUAUGAAGUUUAUAAGCACAUUGAAGGCUUUUUUGCUGUUGUUCGGGAUAUUUUUUUUUCGGAAAAUUACCAGCGUGCUCUAAGAAAUCUGCGACCAUCAGUGAAGGGAAUAAUUAGUUAACUACCUCAGUUGUGUAGUAUCGGACGCGCUCACCACAUUAUUACGUGUGAGGUUACCUCUAGUAUUACAUCAAUGCCAUUUCACUUGGGUGAACGUUGGAGAGGAACGUGUGAGGUUACCUCUAGUAUUAUAUCAAUGCCAUUUCAUUUGGGUGAACGUUGGAGGAACGUGGUAAGAUAAAUACCGCAUUAACCACUGAACGUGCAGGACAUACACCAAUACAGCAGCAGAGAUGUCCAGAGGUGUGUUGCAAGAUAUCGCCAGCUGCACGGAGUGAACAACCCUUUUGUUUACUUGCCGACCUCUAUGCCGGUCCGAUAGCGAGAUGAGUACCUUAGGAAUCCUCUAUAUUCUGUUGUCGUCAUCUCUCAAUACGGUAUGCUUUUGCCUUGAAACUAAUCAGAGGGGUUGUAAAGACACAUUAGCUAAGAUAUGCAUGUAAAUAACAUAAACUAACCGUUGCUGUAGUUGCUGUGUGGCUGUGUCCUUACACUCUUGCGGAGUCAAUCUUAGUGUUAUUGCCGGUUGAUAACAUGCCUAUAUAAUCCUAGGGAGAUUUCAAAGAAUCCGUUUUCUUUUUAUUCUGGGCUAAAUUGCAGGUACCGCUGUUCAUUUAAAGAAAGUGUACACAUAAACCGUUCAGCUCUUUCGGAAGAGUUCUUUUGAAAAACGGCGAAAUUUGUGACGAGAUCUUUACUUUUUUCAUAGAUAAAAAUAGCAGUUGAAUCCAAACAACUGAAUUAACCUGAUCAGUUAUAAUUCAAACCGUUCGAGAUGGUUCGUUAAAAUUCAAAUCAUGAGUGAUAUGGGAAACUUUUCGGGCCCACAAAGCCAUUUUUAGUUAAUCGGUAUUUAAAGGCAGAGAGGUGCAUACGCCUGAAACUUCUUGUAUGAAGGGAGCCUCUGUUCAUAAUAAGAAUAUGUGGAUAAAACAGCUCUGUAGUCAUAAGGGUGAAGAUUUUGCUACGGCUUUUCGGGUGCGAAAACUUUUCGGGACCUUCGAGAAACGGGUCCCUGAAACGAAAAGCUACCAUUGAACAGGAUUGUCAUAUAUAAUACAAAAGGAGUUAAGGAGGUACCUACAAACAGAAAAGGACAAAUUCUGCUUCAAUUGUUUCAGCGGGGCACCUAUUCAAGUUACCUGUAAUUCAUCAGGCUGGCUAUUUUCCUAUAUUUACAGUUUAUUUCCAAACUUUUAGACAGUGUGUCGUGGUAUUUACAUGUCAAGUAAAACAGUCAAUAGGGGCUGUUGAUUAACAAAGAAAUGGGUAAGAAUCGUCAAAUAGCAAAUUUAAACAUAGACGAAAACGAUUUCAAUUUGUAAAAAUACAUCUAUUUUGCUGCUAUCUGUGGAUAGAGUCAGUGAUGCGAACAAAAGAACUCGAGGAUCCUUUAUGUACAAUAGAUGAUUUCCCAUUAACACUCAAAUGAGAAGUCCUUUCUUCAUGUUACAUGUAUUUGGAUGAGUGAAGAGGGCGGAGGUAGACAAAACAAGUUUUGCUAUUAUUGCCUUUUCAACGCGUGGCACAUUUCUGGUUAAAGGCGGUAGAAAGCUAUGAUGGACACCAUUGCAUGCUUAAAAGAAUGAUUUCAGCCAUAAGCUAUGAUUGGCCAGCGCUUUGUGUUGCUUUUUAAAAACGCUUCGUCAUCUUGGUAAGCCCUGCGAGUACAAUGGCCAACAGUUAUCGCCUAAGUCUAUUGCUACUCCUUCCCGGAGGGGGUGCUAGCCCAAAGCCAGAUUACCCCCGGCAUUUUGUCAGGCCACCCCAAGAAUACACCGGUACCCAUUUAUACUCCUCUAUGGAGAGAGGCUCUGAAAGAAAUGUGACUUGACCAGGGUCAGACCUCGAACCUGGAACGCUCGAUGUUCAGAGAAUGUUGGAUGCUGGCUGUAACCAGCCGGCAAAUUUGCUAGGGCGUCCCUUCAUCCUUAUCACUAAAUUUGUCAUGUAAAAUAAUGGAAACUAUUUGCUAAACUUCGUCAAUUUUCGUCCGUGUCCAGAGGGUUCGCUCGUUUCUACACCCACGUUUGCCACAAUGUAAAUAAACACCAACAGGCAAGUGUACGCCACAUUGUUCUUCAUCAAAAUGGAAGAUAAAGAACAGAAAAUGUUAAAAUGUUUUCAAGGAAUUUUUCCUAGUAGCAGAGGAUGAUGGUAAUUUUUGAAGUUUCCUGUUAAGUGUUGUUAAUGAACUGUGUAGUUCAUAUGAUAAUUACGAAUAAAUACGCAUGAGUUAACGCGCAGAAUCAAUCAAGCAUCUGUCUGGAUUAUUAAUGCACAGGCUCCGAAUUCGAAACCACUUAAAUGGUUUCAGUUCUUCAGUGUCGAUGUUUACUUUAAUCUGAAAGAUGUAUCAACUUCGGAGCCAUUACAACACAAAUAGAUUUUUUCUUCGUCUCUUGAUUUGUAAAACAGAAUCGCCUAUUUUGAGAAUCAAAUGACAAUUUAUGAAAAUGUCUGAUAAAGGUUUCCCUCAGCAAGAGAAAAUUCAGUUACGCUCACAAACCGCGGAUCAGUUAUCGAAAUUUCUGGUUUCUGAUGAUUGGAUGGCAGGCAGAAUCAUCGUUAUCAUCAUUUCUAAUUCCGCAACUGGACUUUCUCAUCUGGCAAAUAGGGCAGGCAGAAUAUGGCAUACGAAAUCGCUGAGUCAGAUGAUAAUAACACAGUAGCAGCCGUUCUCGGUACUUGGGCUAUUGUCGUAUAGCAGUCACAUGAUCGUCACUAGAGGAAUAAAAAUCUCGAAUUCUUUUGAGUGCAUUACAAAAAUAUUUCGCAUAAAAAGUUCAUGCAAUUUAGUGGAUUAUGUAACUAAUUUGAAACAAAUAUACUCGAAUUUGUGCUACUCGAUUCAGGUUUUUUUCGGUUUGUUUGUUUUUUACUCUCGUUCUCUCCAACUGUGACAGACUGUACUAAGCGAGAAGAGAAUUUUGAAAGUUCAGACUUUCGAGAAUUAUUAAGGCGUUGGAUAAUAAUUUCCCAUCGUAAUAAACUGUGGUGGUCAAUAGUGAUUUGAAGUGACAAAUUGAAAGGAACACCUGCAAGGCUCCAAUGAAUAAAACAUUAAUAAAGCUUCGUCUUUGUCUUGAAAAUAGCAUUUCUGUGAAUAUAAUUUGGUGAGCAAGUUCAAACAAGAGCAAGUCGUAAAUUAAGAAUCUAAAAAGCCCCGAGCUGUGUUUAUAUUGGUCUCUCGGAAAAUACGCUGUUAUUAUUAUUAUUAUUAUUAUUAUUAUUAUAUCUAUUUUUGAACAAAAAAUUCUCAAAUUAUUCAUUUUAAAUUAGCCACGGAACUACCAGGACUCUGACUGGCAUUAUUUUGUGUCUUUCGCAGCUUGAAAAGACGCUAUUGUUUUUGUUCUAAUAGAUGAAUUUACAUGAAUACGUGUUAAUACGAAAUGUUUUUUGCAAGUUUUCCCUUUGGGAAUUACAGUUAAGAAAGCUAAAGUGCUCAACACCCACUGGCUGAUGAGGAUAUCGUAAGGGUGUUUUUCGUAGCAAUCAAUACCUGUCAAUGAAAAGCUUGGCCCUGUUUCUAGCCCAAAGGAAAUUGGCAAUGGAAACAAGUAAACAGAAAUGCGACAGGAAAUUAAUAUGGAAACCCUGAAGAUGGUUGAAAAAAUAUAAAAGUACGUGAAAAUCUUAUAAUAUCAAUUUUAUGAAAAUAGUUAUUGAGAUGUGAUAACUUCGAUUUGCACCAGUUGAUUAGUUGUCGUUUGUGAUGCUUUGCAGUCGAUCUAUUCCAGACGUCAAAGCACGACUUAUAUUUUUAAUUUCCUGUGGAAUUAAGAGUGCAUAUCAAACCCAUUUUUAUCUAGGAGUCUCUUGUUGACACAGUUUAUUUUUACUACAUUUAUUUAGUAAACAUGGCUGUCCAUUAUGAAUCAACUGCAUUAAGAUUUCCAUAGUCUAGAGUUUCAACUGUAGUUGAAGAGAUAUUUUGCAUUGCUUGCUUUUUUUAAGCAUCUACCCAAUAAACAGUUGUUCUUAGCAUGCAUACGAAAUGGAUUUCGAUAAAUUAAAAAGAAACUACUACUUUUUAUGUAUGUUUUGAUAUUUCUACUCUAGCUUUUUCUAGAAAAGGAUUGUUCUAGAGUUGCUAAUUUGAAGUAAGAAAUUAUAGCUUACUGUCCGAGGUUUUUGCAAUAUAUAUGCUCUAGAGGGUUUCUGAAGUAAUUUUCGUGGUUCGCAAGUAAUUCAAUCACCUUCACAUGCAUAUUUUCAAAUAUUCUAUUUAUUUCUUUGUUAUUAUUAUUAUUAUCAAGAAGCAUUUCUCCUUUUCUAUAGGACGGACGGUAAUUUUUCUGGAAUUUUUGACAGCUUGGGUUUUAAUCUUACGACACUUGUAGCAAUUUCUGUUUACAUAGAACAUCGGACACUAAAAGCCGUAAUAUUAACCAGAUAGAAUGGUGUAAUUUAAGUGACAGUUGUGGAAAUCAAAUUUGGGAAUGCUUUCACGCGAUUGGGUCCCAUCUUUAAAACGUUUACACGCAACACAUGAAAAUGAUGUGUUUUGUUUUAGUAUACUACAGUUGCCUUCUUGGUACCGGCGCGCUUGUGGUUUGAUUCAGUGAGUUUUUGAAAGCUCUUCUGAGUUCUAAACAUAGAGACUCCUUUUUGGCUCAAAGCCAGAGUACAUUUGCCUUGAAGCAUUAACAGGGUGUAAAUAGACGCUUGUUGUGAAUGUGGAGCAGAAAUACAUGUAGACGGCAAGAACUAUUUGCCUUAUUGCCAUCAGGUAUCGACCAGGCGUGCAACCAAAUAUUUCAUACGAAGAAAGGAAAAACUUUCCUGAGAUGAUCCAAAUUAUGAUGUCAUUUAUAAUAUGUUGCGGUUUCUCUAUUUUUCCAUUUCUCGCCUCGUCAGAUAAGGUCGCGAGCAAUGGCCGCAAGCUACUGUACUUGAAAGCUAGCGAAUGGUACACAAAUUCCGUCCACUACUGGCCUUUCGAAGACAUCUCUAACGGAACUGCCAAAGACUAUGCUGGAUCUAACGAUGGUCGAAUUAAAGGAGACUUCAAUACCGUUUCCGGCCUUGUUGGAUCUGCUCUCGAAUUAAAGGGAAAUGAAACUUACGUAGAUUUUGGCGUUUUACCGAGUUCUUGUCUGAACAGGCCUGCAACAUGCCGUUCUGGUUUUACCAUCGCGUUCUGGAUGAAGAUUCCAAACUUCCAAGGCAACAAAAUUAUUUUACAGCUGGGACAGCAUCGUUUCUCUCGGGGCUUUACGCUUUGGACACGAAGGGGUCUGAAAAAGAAUGUCGGUUUCAGUGUCAACACUCUACAUCGGAAAUAUGACUGGAUGCAAGACUGGUACAACGACCAUUGGAAUCACGUCGCACUUAAAUGGGACAACAACACCGGCAUUUUGAGCAUUUACUUAAAUUGCACCAUAGUCAAGGUUAUCAACGAAAGCGAAAAAGCUACUCCUCUAGACGACGAUAAAGCAUCACGACUGAUUUUAGGAGCAAGCCAUGCCAAGAGGAAAAACAUGAGAUUGAUGAUUGACGAGUUCGCCAUUUGGAAUCGAACAGUGUCAGACGACACGCUGUGCAAGGCGUUCCAAAUUCGGUCAGUGAAUGGCAACUAUAGCGAAUGGUCUAAAUUCACCCCUUGUUCAGUAUCUUGCGGUAGUGGCACGAUGAAGCGCAUCAGAAACUGUACCAGUCCCUCACCAAAAAAUCGCGGUCGAAGUUGUUCCACUCUUGGAGCUGGGGAAGAAACAAAAUCGUGUUUUCUAACGGAGUGUCCCACACAUGGAAAUUAUUCAGAAUGGUCAGUUUUUAGCAACUGUAGCAAGACCUGCGGCAAUGGAAUCAAAACAAGGACCCGAAAUUGUUCCAAUCCCAAACCUAAACACGGAGGUAGAGAUUGUUCAAAUUUGGGAUUAGGACUCGAAGUAAAAGAUUGCAAUACACAACCAUGUCCCAUAAACGGAGGCUACAGCAAGUGGACGGAAUUUUCUCAAUGUACGGUCUCUUGUGGGAGUGGAACGAGGCAAAGAAAUCGAAGUUGUUCCAAUCCUCAACCCAGGCAUGGUGGAAGAAAUUGUUCACAUUUGGGAUCAAGUAUAGAAAUUGAGAUUUGUAACACGAAUCUUUGCCCCAUACACGGUGGCUUUAGUGAAUGGACUAUAUUUAGUAAAUGUACCAAAUCGUGCGGAAAUGGCACACAGCAGAGAGCUAGAAAUUGUUCUAAUCCUGAACCGAAGCUCGGUGGAAGAGAUUGCUCGAGUUUGGGACCACAUACAGAGACGCGUAAAUGUAAUACUCACCAUUGUCCGAUAAAUGGCGGUUACACGCAGUGGACGCGAUUUAGCCAUUGCUCAAGAACGUGUGGAAUAGGAAUAAAGAAAAGACUGCGUUUUUGUUCUAAUCCAAAACCCAAAUACGGGGGUAGCAAUUGUACAAAUCUUGGGGCCCCUGAAGAUGUAAAGAAUUGUGUUUUGCGUCGGUGGUGCCCUGUGCACGGCGGAUUCACCGAGUGGUCGAAAUUUAGUGAAUGCUCUAGAUCAUGCGGAGUUGGUAUUAAAAACAGAACAAGAUAUUGCACUAAUCCAGUUCCCAUGCAUGGUGGAAAAGAUUGCACAGGAAUAGCGAUUGAGAUUAAAGUUUGUAACUGGGACCCGUGUCCUGUAGACGGGAAUUAUUCUCCCUGGUCAAAGUUUAGUACUUGUACUAGAACGUGUGCUAACGGCACGAUGACAAGGACGCGAAAUUGCUCCGAUCCUGCUCCGCAAUUUAACGGGAAGAAUUGUUCGUUCCUAGGACCACCAAUCGAAAUUAGAAAGUGCAACACUUUCCCUUGUCCAAUUGAUGGGAACUACUCAUCGUGGUCCAAUUUCAGUGUUUGUAGCAAGAGCUGUGGCAAUGGCACCAUGGAAAGAAGUAGAAAUUGUUCAAGUCCUACGCCAAGACAUGGCGGAAAAAAUUGCUCACUUUUUGGGCCUGCAAAAGAAGUUAGAGAUUGUAACUUAUUUCCUUGUCCAGUCCAUGGCAAUUUUUCUUCUUGGUCAAUAUUCACUGUCUGUAGCAAGAGUUGUGGAAAUGGGACAAAAACAAGGUCUAGAAAUUGUUCAAAUCCUACUCCAGAACAUGGAGGCAAAAACUGUUCUUUAAUAGGGCCCUUAAUAGAAGUGCGUAAUUGUAAUGUGUUUUCAUGUCCAAUUCAUGGAAACUACUCGUCUUGGUCAAACUUUAGUGCUUGUAGCGAAAGCUGUGGAAAUGGUACAAUGACGCGAUACAGGAAUUGUACUGAACCUGAACCACAGUACAAUGGAAACAACUGCUCUUCAUUUGGACCUUCAAUAGACAUCCGGUCGUGUAACGUUUUUCCUUGUCCUGUUGACGGUGGGUAUUCAUCGUGGGGAAAUUUUACAGAAUGUACGUUAUCAUGUGGCAUUGGUACUAUGUUCAGAACUAGAAACUGCUCGAAUCCUGUGCCUCAGUUGGGGGGUAAGAAUUGCUCUAAAAUAGGACCAGCGAUGGAGGUAAAAACGUGCAAUGAGCGUCCUUGUCCAAUAGAUGGUGGUUAUUCAUCAUGGUCUGAGUUUAGCCAAUGUUCCAAGAGUUGUGGUAAUGGCACUGCUCGGAGAACGAGACAGUGUUCUAAUCCUGUGCCUCAGUUUGGAGGUCAAAACUGCUCCAAGUUCGGCUCGGAUAUCGAUUUGCAACAGUGCCACUUGAGGCCAUGUCCUAUUGAUGGAGGUUACGGUGAGUGGUCUAACUACACUGAAUGUACACAAUCGUGUAAUGGGGGUACACAAAAAAGAUCUCGGCAAUGUAACGAGCCUGCUCCGAAACAUGGUGGCCGAAAUUGCUCGAGUCUUGGUCCCGAAACUGACCAGCAACCGUGUAACACCUUCCCGUGCCCCAUUCAUGGUGGAUACAGCGAGUGGACUGGUUUCGAGUCUUGCACGCGUACCUGUGGGGGAGGCAUGCUGAUUAGACGACGAAAUUGUACCAAUCCCCCUCCUGCCCACGGUGGACAGGAUUGCAUCAGUCUGGGUCCAAGUACGGAGUCCAUCGCAUGUAAUACUCAAAAAUGCCCAGAUAUUGUGUUCAAAGUAACAGUAAAUCUUACGUCAGAGAAGUGGGAUAAGAGUCUGGCAACUGGAAAGAGCAAUCGAAAGAGGGACCUCCUGAUCCUGAAAAUUCAGUCUGCGGUUGGAGAUAUCAUGGGUGAGAAUGCGGUGUCCGCUGUCGGGAAUUUUUCCUUUAGGCAGGGAAGCGUCAUUGCCGAUUUCUCCGUCAUUCUUCUUCACCGUUAUUAUCAUGGAAUCACUCGACUUCAAGAUGCCAUCAACAUGGAAGGCAAAAUAGAAGAGACACUUCCAGUUUCACUUAUAAAUUUCACCUCAACAGAUGUUCCCAGUAAACCUCCAGCAAAUGUAACAGGCAACAACCUCACAUCCACAAGCAUAGAAGUCCGUUGGAACCCAAUCCCUCCGCGCUUUACACACGGUAUUCUCCUUGGUUACAAAGUAUCUUACCUAGCAGCAGACCUCGGCAACAAUCGAAAAUGGAAUGAAUACGUGGUUAACCAUUCCACCACGUCUGUAGUUAUCUCCAAUUUACGCAAGUUUACAGCGUAUGUGGUAUCUGUUGAGGGACUUGCAACUAAAGGAAGCGGAAUUGAAAGCAAAUGUGUGGAAAUCACGACGGCUGAAGACAAGCCGAGUUCAUCGCCGUCAAUCGUUGAAGCCAGCAGCAAUAGCAGUACAACUAUCUACGUAGAAUGGUCUCCAAUUCCCCAGCACUUAACCCAUGGCAUUCUAUUGGGAUACCACAUACACUACUCUAACCUGGAUCCCGAGGGAUACGGUGACGUCGGUACGGGCAGUCACCCGACUGGACCAACUAACAGCUCGACUUUGAUAAAGAGUCUUCUUAAGUUCACUUCUUACAGGAUUCAAGUCAGCGCGUUUACUGUAAAAGGUGAUGGGCCAUUGUCGGAUGCUGUGAUCGUCCGGACAGAAGAGGAUCUUCCCAGUAAACCUCCAGCAAAUGUAACAGGCAACAACCUCACAUCCACAAGCAUAGAAGUCCGUUGGAACCUAAUCUCUCCGCGCUUUACACACGGUAUUAUCCUUGGUUACAAAGUAUCUUACCUAGCAACGGACCUCGGCAACAAUCGAAAAUGGAAUGAAUCUGUGGUUAAUCAGUCCACCACGUCUGUGGUUAUCUCCGAUUUACGCAAGUUCACAACGUAUAUGGUAUCUGUUGAGGGACUUACAAGUAAAGGAAGCGGAAUUGAAAGCAAAUGUGUGGAAAUCACGACCGCUGAAGACAAACCAGAUGCUUUCCCUGAAAAUUUCACUGGUUUCAACAAGAGUUCCACAUCUCUGUUUGUGGAGUGGCGGCAUAUUCCUCGGGGACAUAGAAAUGGCAUUCUCCAAGGCUACAGAAUUACCUACUAUCCAAAAAAGUCUUACCAAGCAGUCAAACAUAAAACCGUUGAGAGCACCAGAUCAUCAACAACACUUUCCAACUUGAAGAAAUACACUUGGUACGUCAUUAAAGUGGCCGGAUACACUAGCAAAGGACUGGGACCUCACCCUCCACAACCGCUAGAGAUUAGGACCAGUGAGGAUGUGCCCAGUAAACCCGUGAUAAGAUUGAAGGCUCGGAACACAAGCCACACCAGCCUCCUGGUAGAAUGGAGCGAUAUACCACGUGACUUUGUCCAUGGAAUCCUAUUGGGCUUCAGAGUGCUCUUCUGGCGAUCCAACGAAUCACGUGAGACGUACGAGAUAAGAGAAAUUACCCCCGACAAAAACUCUCUCCACUUAAAAGAUCUGUGGGUUUACACCAAAUAUAAGAUACAAAUUCUUGGCUUCACCGCGGCUGGAGAGGGUGCUGUUAGCAAGGAAUUGGAAGUGUCAACAGAUGAAUUUACUCCUAGCCAAUCUCCUAUCAACGUUCGAGCACUGAAUAAGACACACCCCACAAAGAUUGUGGUCCGAUGGAACCCAAUCCCCGACGAAUUCUACGUCCACGGUAUACUGCGCGGUUACAAAGUGAUUUACAAAGCCAUAGCUAUUGCAAACGAGCACCUCGAGGAGGAACUGGAAACGAAUCAAGUGACAGUUCCAAGUUCCAAUUUGUCGGCUGUUCUUGAGAAUUUGAAUGCAUUCACAAGAUAUAGUAUUGAAGUUCUGGCAUUUACGGUGAAAGGUGAUGGCGUUAAGAGUACACCGAUAAAAGCAGAAACCUGCAAUUGCCACAGUACUGUUUUCACCAACUGGUGGAUCAACCCUCCCUACGUGGACAGACCGGACUCAAACAAAAGCGGAAUUAUCACACCCAUCUUAAAAGAAUCUGUUUAUGCCUGCUGUGGAAAUUGCACAGACCAUGGGACCACACGGGUAGACUUCGACCACACUGCCUCGGGGCGUCCUGCAAAGAAAUCAGGGCUCGUACAGUUCAAAGGAAACUUUGAAGAGAACACUGAGUUCCAAUUUCCGGUGUAUGGCUUUAUGGAUCAGACUCGUUUCUCCGACAACUAUGGUUUCGUUCCUUUUGUCCAGUCACCAGGCUUAGCGCUGAUCAUCAUCGGAGAUGAAAAAGGCACCGCUGCAACUCUGCUGCUGAAAUCGCUGGCGUUUUGCUUUCCGAUACUGUUCCUGUCCAUUGCCAUGCUGUGGGUGUCUAGCUUAGCCAUGUGGUUUGUGGUAAGUCCCCUGCUAUUGGGCAGGUUUGACUCUCAAGUUCGUCACAAAAUCAGACCUGACGCAAAACGCUUAACUUACAACUGNGCCACAUUUACAUCGGCACAAACCAACAAACGACCUUUUUGCGGUCAACUAAUAAUGCUUUCAUUUUCAUAUUUCGUCUCCAGAUACGGUGACCGGAUCCCCAAAACGCCAUUUGGUCGGCUGGUUUGUUUAUCUUGGAUCUUGUUAGGCCUGGUCAUGGUCACGUGUUUUAAUUCCACCAUGACAACGCUGCUAACUGCGAGAAUCUUGGACAGAGAUGUGCCCUUAUAUGGAACAAAGAUCGCUGCCAUUCAGAACUCGUCCGGAUAUCGUAUCGCUAUCAGGAAAAAUGCCCGAGUCAACCCAAAUGGAAAGGAAUACACUAAUCUGCAAGAGGUUUACGAUGCGCUUACUAAUCGCGAGGUCAAAGGAAUGCUCAUCGACGCUUUUACAGUCGGAAGCAAGAAGCACCUGUUUAACCGGCGAGACCUGAGAAUCAGUAAACUACUGGACUACAAAGCUGCUUACGGGGUGGUGCUGGGGGGAGAAGCCAAGAAGCUACAGCAGUGUUUGCAGAAAUACGUUAGCGAGCAACGUUCUGAGAUUUCGAAGAUUGUUGAGGAAAACGUUGAGACGAUUGAGAUUACACCUAAGAGCAUGUCCGUGGAGCGGUCAGGCAGUCUGUUUGACCCGCAGUUUCCAACAUACGUCCGUGCAGUAAUCGUUUGUGGAGUUCUUCUUUGUGUCUUGUGGCUCGUUGGAGCGAAGUUUGAGUUUGCAAAGAAGAUGGGUUGGAUAAAGUUCAGAAUGAAAGACACAAGCGAAAGUUAUUCCCUUCCAAGGCGUGUUGAACUGAUGAGACAUAAAGAGGAACUGAAGGCUGAAAUGUCCAAAAUAGUCGCCAUUUUCAAGAUCAACUGCUCCCGUCGAAUACAAGUGCUAAGACAGCGACACAAAAAAGAACUGCUUCAUCUAGCUAAGCUUAAAAGACAUGCUGACAGUGUGGUCAUCCAAAAAGGAUCUUUGCACAGAGACAGUUUAUUUAGUUUCGCUUUCGCGAUGAAAACUCCAGAGUUGAGUAAUGGAUCUGAUAGAAAUGGUCACACGAAACAUGAUUCGUCUUUGAAACACGACGAGGGUGAAGAUGAAACCAUAGUCUAGAGAAUAUUUCCCAGAACAUUCGCAGCAAUAAUCAUAGAAUGAUUCCCACGUACUCUUCCUCGAAAUCACUACACCACGGGCAGUGUCACGGAAAGGUACAGGAGAAGCAACGUUACCUGCGAAAAUGGCUGCAAAAGGGAUGAC
Orbicella faveolata is the source of this 14369-nucleotide messenger RNA. RefSeq lists its product as uncharacterized. The record is from RefSeq and is a predicted model, not a curated record. Gene Ontology annotation, molecular function: hydroxymethylglutaryl-CoA reductase (NADPH) activity; protein binding. NCBI's taxonomy places the organism in Eukaryota, Metazoa, Cnidaria, Anthozoa, Scleractinia, Merulinidae.